This is a messenger RNA of Drosophila bipectinata, 2428 nucleotides long. RefSeq names its product Pigment-dispersing factor receptor (gene Pdfr). Lineage: Eukaryota; Metazoa; Arthropoda; Insecta; Diptera; Drosophilidae. Gene Ontology annotation, molecular function: G protein-coupled peptide receptor activity. Gene Ontology annotation, cellular component: plasma membrane. Gene Ontology annotation, biological process: cell surface receptor signaling pathway; adenylate cyclase-modulating G protein-coupled receptor signaling pathway. The record is from RefSeq and is a predicted model, not a curated record.
AAGAAAAGAGAAGCAGUUGAAACAGUAGCAGGUGAAAACGGUGGCAGAAACCAUUAUGCAGACACUGGCAAUAUGACGCUACUGUCCAGCAUCCUUGAUUCCGGCGGAAGUGUAUCCGUUCAGCGACUCACCCGCUUGCUGCGUCAGUCCAGCCCAUCCGCAUCCGCCUCUGGCACAGCCCUGGCCUCCGAAUCCAUGGUGGAGCCAACCGCCUCGCAAAUGCUUAACGAAAUCACCGACGGAAGACGAGUACCCAGUCUGGGUCAGGAUCUAGCCACAACAACAGAGACUACCGGCCAAUCGAAUGUCAUCAUUGAUCGCGUGACAAACGUGGCCAAAAUGGCACUGGAGGCGACGGUGAUGGAUGAUCAGGUACUGGCCGGUGUGAAUGCCAGUGCCCAUUGGAAUAUGACACUGUCCUCGUCGACGGCCACCAACUAUGAGAACUGUUCGGCAUUAUUCGCCAACUAUACCCUGCCACAAACAGGUCUUUAUUGUAAUUGGACCUGGGAUACUCUGCUCUGCUGGCCACCCACUCCAGCCGGUGUCCUUGCCCGGAUGCACUGUCCCGGCGGCUAUCAUGGUGUUGAUACCCGAAAGUUUGCAAAUCGAAAAUGCGAACUGGAUGGCCGCUGGGGCAGCCGACCAAAUGCCACGGAACCGAGUCCGGCGGGAUGGACCGAUUACGGGCCGUGCUACAAGCCGGAGGUGAUACGCCUGAUGCAGUCCAUGGGCAGCAAGGACAUUGAUAUCUAUAUAGAUAUUGCCAGAAGAACUCGCACCCUGGAGAUUGUGGGCCUGUGGGUCUCACUAUUCGCUUUGGUCAUUUCACUCCUGAUCUUCUGCACCUUUCGAUCGCUGCGGAACAACAGGACCAAGAUCCAUAAGAACCUCUUCAUCGCCAUGGUGCUGCAGGUGAUAGUACGACUGACUCUCUACCUGGAUCAGUAUCGGAGGGGGAACAAGGAGGCGGCCACCAAUACGAGUCUAUCGGCAAUAGAGAAUACGCCCUAUUUGUGUGAAGCCUCUUACGUCCUUCUGGAGUACGCCCGCACCGCCAUGUUCAUGUGGAUGUUUAUCGAAGGACUCUACCUCCAUAACAUGGUCACCGUGGCUGUGUUUCAGGGCAGCUUUCCCCUCAAAUUCUUCUCCCGCCUGGGCUGGUGUGUCCCCAUCCUGAUGACCUUUGUGUGGGCCCGGUGUACGGUCAUGUAUAUGGACACCUCGAUGGGCGAGUGUCUGUGGAACUAUAAUCUAACGCCCUAUUACUGGAUCCUCGAAGGACCAAGACUAGCGGUCAUAUUGCUGAAUUUUUGUUUUCUGGUUAAUAUCAUAAGAGUCCUGGUGGUGAAGCUGAGACAGUCGCAGGCCAGUGAUAUUGAACAAACCAGAAAGGCGGUUCGGGCCGCCAUUGUCCUGUUGCCUUUAUUGGGUAUUACCAAUCUUCUCCACCAACUGGCUCCUUUGAAAACGGCCACGAACUUUGCAGUCUGGUCCUAUGGAACGCACUUUCUCACAUCCUUUCAAGGAUUCUUUAUAGCGCUCAUCUAUUGUUUUCUCAAUGGAGAGGUUCGUGCUGUUUUACUAAAGAGCCUGGCCACUCAAAUGUCCGUGCGUGGCCAUCCGGAAUGGGUGCCCAAACGGGCAUCCAUGUAUUCCGGAGCCUACAAUACAGCCCCGGAUACGGAUGCGGUUAUCCAACAGCCUGGCGACAAUCCUGCCACUGGAAAAAGAAUAUCCCCUCCAAAUAAAAGGCUUAAUGGCAGAAAGGCCAGUAGUGCCAGUAUAGUGAUGAUCCAUGAGCCGCAACAGCGACACCGCCUAUUGCCACGCCUCCACAGUCAGAGAAAGGACCGGGACAAGAUCAAGGAUAGGGAUAAGGAAAACGAUAGGGAUCGGCAGCGGGAUGAUAGGCAACUGGAGGAGACGGAAGCUGAUCCGGCAACGACUCGUAUUCAUAGCAAGGAGACGGCGAGAACGGGCCGAAAUCGUGGCUCCAAGUGGAUGAUGGACAUCAUCUGCUUCCGGGGUCAAAAGGACAAAUGUGUGAUGCCAGGCUCUCAAAAGUCACAGCAGAUAUUUAUGACGUCACAGCUGCCGCCGACGUCAAAGCUGGCAGCCAUUACAACAACAUCGUUAAGCACUACAACAGCUACAACAACAACUACAAUCGCAACCGUAGCAGCAGCAGCAGCAUCCGUUAAAACAACAACAGCAACAACAAUAUCCACGAUAACAAAAUCGAAAGCUAAAGCCAAGGCGAUCACUAAAAAUCAUCGAACGCCGAAAGCCUAACCUCAAAAAAUAAAAGAAGUGCUAGUGCUAUUUGUCUCACUUCCACUACAACUACAUGCAUCUUGCUAUCCUCUCUUCGCUCGGAGAGAGAGAGUAGCAUGCCCAGCUUAGCAUCCAAGGGCACAACUGUACU